AGAGGGUGUGUGAGCCUGUGUGUGUGUGGGGGGGGGGGUGCACAAGUAUAUAUUAGGCGAUGGGAUAUAAACACGUAUGUAUGAUUUGUUUUGUUCAUCUGGAAAGCACUUUAUCUUGUGCUAAAUCCUGAUAAUGGUUUGCGCUAUCAAGAUCCUACAAGCCAUGACACUUCUAUGCGGAGACGCAUCCACACUCGAACAGCAGAGCAAGACAAAGCCUUCAAAUUCUUGGAAAAUGAUCCAAUUUUCCAGCAUAGGGAUGGUGACAUGACUCUAGAGGAAGAGAGGCGGAUAACUUACAAACGUGUUAGAAGGCUCAUGAGUCAUGAUUUUGUGGAUGAAGAUGAGAUUAUGUAUGAUUAUAGAAAGGCUCCAGCCCUGAACAUCGUGAUUGGGGGUUAUGAUUGGUCCUUAGCUGCCCGGAAGGGACUCUUGACAAAUUUCAUAUCUUCAGGAAUUAUGGGUCUUGGGACAGAGAAGCAUUACCACUAUCUUGAUGCUCUCAAGAAUUUUGAGGCUGUUGCCUACAACAUUUUUAUGGGAGGUUAUGACUGGUCUCUAGCAACAAAAAAGUUGCUCAGCCAUGAGUUUUUCAUUUUGGGAAUCCAUGGGCAAGGAUCAUCUUGUCACUUGAUAUAUGCAGAAGCCAUGAGAAACCAUGAGGAAGAGUCGUGA
Messenger RNA from Penaeus vannamei (Pacific white shrimp), 675 nucleotides. The record is from RefSeq and is a predicted model, not a curated record. NCBI's taxonomy places the organism in Eukaryota, Metazoa, Arthropoda, Malacostraca, Decapoda, Penaeidae.